Molecule: messenger RNA, 850 nt
Organism: [Candida] anglica
Lineage: Eukaryota; Fungi; Ascomycota; Pichiomycetes; Serinales; Debaryomycetaceae
Source: the annotation of a GenBank genome assembly
CAGAGAGUAUUCAACCUGAUAGAACCAACGCUUUAAAAUGGCAUACAAGACCACCGCCGAGAAGAGAGCUAGAAAGCUUCUCGUUGACCACCUCAAGACCAGAAAGAUUAAUGGUGCCCGUAUUGCCGAAGGUGUGAAGACUGCCGAAGAUCUUGAAAGACUUCAACUCGCUCCACAAGUUUUCCUUUUCAAGAAUCUUUUCUCAGGACAAGUUUUAUACUCCCAAGUGCCUGCAUUCCACCAAGAUCAAAUUGAUGAACAAUUUGUCAGACCAAACUGGCAAAAUAGAAAGCCUAGCAGAAGAAAUGACUUGUGGAGAAUCAUGUGUGUAGCUGAAUUUGCCAACUAUGAGUAUGCCGUAGCUGCAUACCAUGGAUUGGUAAAGCUUAGAAAGGCUAGAGACACUGUUUUGAAGAAAGAAGCACAAACUUAUAGAAAGAAGAACGACGAUGGUAACAUUUGGUUUUCUGGUCAAUAUAGACCAACUUUUUCUCAAGAAGCUGUAGCAGACUUGUCUCAUGUUAUUGAUGAAUUUGAGUUGGAAGGAACCCGUUUAAUAUGGGAAAACAUCUGGAGAAAGGGUGCUGACGAACACUGGGGUAGCUUGGUGCAGCAUGAAAGCUUGCCAGCCCACAGUCCUAGACACGAAGGGAUAUUAUUGAACGAGUUGAGAGAAAAGGCUGUUGAAGAAUUUGCCAGAGCUAGAGUUGAAGCUGGAAUCCAACAAUAAACCCAUUAAUUUGUAGAUCAGAAAUGGGCAUUAGGGCCACCCUUUUGCAUUCCCUAAUCCCAAUAAAGAAUGAAUGUAUAGCACAAUGUAUAUAGUACUAAAUUAAACAACAAAGUUAAA